CGUUUGGCUAGUUCGCUAACAGCUACACAUUGUCCUCAACGCUUGGACGUAAGAGAGAACGGUGCAGGCUAGGAGAGGCAAGUUCUCUAGUUAAAAACGCCCUUGAUAGGUAUCUUGUUCUGGGUGUUGCUAUUUCUUAUUGCUUUUUGCUGCUUUCUUUUGACAGCCAUCAUACGAACUCUUUAAACGACAAACAAACAACAUCUGACCCUGUCUGUAGAGUACAAGCUGUCUGUCUGUCCAUCGACUCGAACCAAGGUACAAUUCGACGUACGGAAUCGUGACAGUUCAUUGAACGUUAGUUUUGCCUGUUAAAGUGGGUCUGUUUCAUUCAAUGUAUUUAUAUCUGCAAUGAGAGUUGACCUUCAAUGUCCUCAGGAAAGAUAAUGCCUCUACAGGCGUUUAAGGACUUCAACAAUAAUGACGAGAAUACGAAAAAAAGCGUGAGCUCUCUGAAAAAGAGUAUUAAUGAGGCAAAUGAAACGAAAAACAUCAACAAACCAAAAAAGAGCAAGAACUCUCGAGCCUUUGUUCAGGAGAGAGAUUAUAUGAAAAGGUUUUUUGACAAAAGUGAUAGUCUGUCACCGACAGAAUCACGCAGCCCUCCUUGGAUGGUCAGCAUUCGAGUCAGUCAUGAUACAAGUUUGGCUAUAGACGCGAUUUUGUACCCUAAAGCAAAGGCCAAAGAGCCACCGAUUAUGCCGCUCGAGGAUGCUACGACGGUGGAGUCAGACAAUGUUGUUAUGACAGAGGCACCCAAUAUCGUUCCCAAACAAAAAUCCACGAAAACACGUACAGUUACGCACCCCUUUUUUGAAAGAGUUCGGUCAAAAGUCUCAAAACCCUCUCGCUCUUCCUCCUUCGAUGGCCGGUUCACUGCUGUUGAGAAAGAGGAACAGAGAUUGCUAGAGCCUCUGUGGCCUACAAAGUCGACACAGACUCUGUUGGAGUAUAACUCAGAACCUGAUGCACGGCCGCUCUCGUUUCCGAAAGUACCGGAGCAAAGCGCGGCUCACACGCUCGACGAUACCGUUCUUGAUUUUAGUAUACUCACACCAGUCGCUCAAAAGCUCCGGAUUCCCCUUAAGGAGACCUUACUUCCAGAGACGGUUUUCAUAUCUCCAAGCAAGCUCGAGAGUCUGGCGUUUGAGGGCCUAAACUCCGCGCCGUCGUCAAUUGUUCAACACGCUUUGGAUAUAUUCACAAAAAAUUGGCAAUAUAAUUUCCAUGCCCGGAACCUGUGGACGAACACAUAUGCGCCAUCAAAUUCUACUUCCUGCUGUGCUGACCCCGCGGGUGUUAGUCGGUUAGAGGAGUGGUUGCGAUCUUUGAAGCUUACAAAACCUUUGAGCAAAAGUUCGCAGGACUCAGCUUUAGACUCAGGAUCGCUGAACAGUAAUACUUCCACUACGAAUGACUUUGGAGGCAGCGAAAGCGAAUUUGAUCCUGAUAUCGUUACUGACGAUGAUUCGGAAUUAAGCAGUAUUGGUCAACAUCGCGGAUUUAAGCAGAAUUGGAUGCUUUUGGUGGGUCCAAAUGGCUAUGGAAAAACUGCAAGUGUAUAUGCUUUAGCAAAGCAACUUAAGUUUGUCGUCUUUGAAAUCCAUUCGGGAAUGAGAAGAUCCGGCAAGGAUGUCCUUGACCAGAUUGGAGAAUUAACACAAAGCCAUAAUGUGGAUAAAUCUUCGUGGAAUAGCUACACGGACAGCUUGAUUCUGUUAGAGGAGGUGGAUAUUCUAUUUAAUGAGGACCGCGGAUUCUGGCAGGCCGUAUCCACUUUAACCCAAAAAUCAAAACGUCCGGUGAUUAUGACAUGCAACUCAACCGACUUAAUACCUGCUUCAUUCCUACUAGAGGAUCAUAUAAUUGAGUUCUCUCAGGUGCCGUCCAUACUAUUGGUCGAUUACGUAUCAACCGUUCUUUACGCAGAAGGCCAAAUAGUUUCGCGGAGUGCAAUUGAACUAUUAGACAAAUCAAGAAACCACGAUUUACGUGCCAUUCUUAUGCAACUUAAUUUUUGGUGUCAAAGCAACUUUAAUAAUGAGGUUUCUAAACAUCUCGCUCAUCCCAAUACAAACAAAGAUGCUUUACCUGUUUGCAUUGGGGCGUACAGUGACGGCAUGGGAUGGUUUAACGAGAGCUUAGAAUCCGAAGAAGAUAUGCUGCAUGCGUUUGAGUGCGAAUAUUCUGGUGAUCUCGGAAAUUAUUUCUGUCCAAAUGUCCUAGAUUGGAGAAUGUGCAAGCCUGAUGUAACGAAACUAAGUGACAGCUCUAGUAACUUGGAGGAUCUACUGCUCUUCAGCGAUUAUGCAAAUCACUUGUCCUUUAUCGAUGCUCACUGUUCUCAACGAUUCUCUAUGUAUUCGACCUUUAUUGCUACAGAUGAUGCCGAGUUCCUCGAAAGCAGGCAGCAAGGAUGUAAUAAUCAAAGCUCCCCUCCGCAAAAUACCGACGACAAUAUCAUAGGCUACCCAUCCAUCCCCGAACCAUUUGGAAAACUUUCUUCUCCAUCUUUUAUUGAAUGGCGUCCGGAGUUCCCAUUGUAUAGCUUAACAAGCACUUAUUUCUAUAAAGCUAAACCUAGCUUAUGUCAGCAUCAAGUGGCUACACUUCCUCUUUCCUCACAUUCGUUAUUCCUUUCCGCGUUGGCUUCUCGCAUGGAACCACGGUUGGACCCCGAUACCGUUUAUAACACUUUGUCCUUCUUAUCGUAUCCACACACGAGCCACAACAUUACCACUUUCCCACCAAAUUGCAUAGAUCGCAGUAACACAAUACUGUUAACUGAGGUUGCUCCCUUUGUAAGGCAAAUAGCGAACUCAGAUCUCCAACGUAUUAAUUCUCAUCGCUUGUUGGCUUCAGAAAGAGGCCGAUCCGGCUUACGACAAUUGCGGAACUUGGCAGCGCAUGCGUCACAUAGACUUGCGUUACAAGAAGAGCAGCUAAAGUACUUGAAAGGCAAUACUGCCAGUAUUAUUUCUACAUGGAUACCCGCAUUCCCUCAGAGUGAUGUGAAUAAUCAAGUGUAACAAUUUACAUAAAUAAACGCGUUAAUUAUCAUUUCGGUCAUUACUACUAAGGGUUUAAAUCGGUGGAAGGCGAGAUCUGCACAUCGGACAUAUGCUAUGCAAUUCCAUCCAUUGCAUUAGGCAUUGCCUGUGGUACAAGUGAUGACAAGGGGUGAGCUUGAGCAAUAGUUAGUACUUUGUUCAAAAAAAUAACUUUCAGUUAAACUUACCAUGUAAUUACGCCUUAACAUUAUGGAAGAUGGAUGCAGAGCAGAGCCUUCCGAAGGCAGUUCAAUCGUCUGCAUGCAAAUCGGACAAGUAUUGGAGUUACUGACUAGCGUUUCGAGAUCCUCAGUAUGAAUAACGGGGUGAUAAUCGUAAAUACUUUUGGAAGAAAAGAGCUGCAACAGUGUUAAUAUGCUUGCUAAAUGCAAGAUGUAAAACUUACGAAUGAAGGUAGGAAAAAACGCGGACCAAAAGACUCUUGCAAUAAUAAAAUGAUAACCUGCAUGAAAACAUAUGCCACAAUAGCAAGGCUAGCCUUAUAAUUAGGAGCAAAACCAAGUACAGGUUCACAAAGUAAGAGUAUAAUAAGGGGCAAUCCCUAAAGGUUAGCGAAGGUAAUUUUUUUUAAAAGCACAGUUAUCUUCAAAUAGUUUGUACUUACCAAACGGCAAACACUCAUGCCAACAAUGAAGGACCACGAAAAGCUACGGGAAGACCCAAGCGAGAUAUUCCGACAUAUUUGAGGAAUCCAAUAAGAGUUCAUGAAGAACAAUAGCAUCAUCAAAAGUCGGAAAGCAUAUUUAUGCGGGCGAGUGAGCACAAAUACAAACGCAUAACACAUGACGAAAAAGGAAACAUAGUACAGAGUGAAGAUAACGGAAACUAUCCGCCGGCUAUGACGGUUAUUGUUGACUUCGUUAUUCACCGUUUCCUCCUGUUCAUGUUCUUCACCUUCCUGAUUCUGUUCAUCUUCCUCAGCAGCAACGGCCUGUGCAGGCGCAGAAGGGCGAAUUAAGCCCUGUGCUUCAACAAUCAUGAAGAACGAGCGUGCAGACGGGAAAGCUGACAAGAAAAUGAAAAGGAAACCUAACGUGUACAUAAUUAAAUAACCUUUGGUCAUGCUUAGAGACAACGUCGUGAAACCAAUAGCAAUUUGAGAAUCAGUAGAUGUCUGCAUAGCAACCGUCAGGUAAGAAAGCCUGUAUGCAUAAGAGGAAGUCAAAUGAUUUAGUUCUUUCCAGGAAAAGUAAACCUGAAGGCAAACAAGUACGACAAAAAGACUGGCCAAAUGAAGUAGAUAAUCUUCAUAUUGAAUAUAGCUUGCGCCUUCUGCAUUUUUUAACGUAAAUCCAAGAUUGCAGUUAGGUGAAUAGAAUACUGCA
Messenger RNA from Schizosaccharomyces japonicus yFS275, 4396 nucleotides. Its product is annotated as DNA replication factor C complex subunit Elg1. Gene Ontology annotation, cellular component: Elg1 RFC-like complex. The coding region runs from base 369 to 3029 and encodes 886 amino acids. Gene Ontology annotation, molecular function: ATP hydrolysis activity; ATP binding; DNA clamp loader activity. Lineage: Eukaryota; Fungi; Ascomycota; Schizosaccharomycetes; Schizosaccharomycetales; Schizosaccharomycetaceae. The record is from RefSeq and is a predicted model, not a curated record. Gene Ontology annotation, biological process: UV-damage excision repair. The transcript is spliced from 3 exons.